AUGAAGAAGGCUAUUUCUACUGUAUUUGUUGACACGAGGCAUCGGUUAUGCAUGUGGCAUGUGAUGCAUAAACUUUCUCUGAAGGUUGGUGUUAGGCUAUGCAAUUCCACCAAUUUGAAAGAACGUAUUUUUGGUGUUGUGUGGACGGAUAUUCUUACACCUGAAGAGUUUGAAUUAGAAUGGGAAGUGGUUAUCGGAGAGUUCAAUUUAGCAGAUAAUGACUGGCUAUCUGAUAUUUUUUCACUCAGGGAAUCUUGGAUCCAUGCAUACUAUAAAAUGGAAGAGCUGUCAGGCCUUAUGCGAACGACAUCGAGGUCGGAGAGUGAGAAUCAUUUUUUUAGUCAAUUGAAGAGUAAUUACCAAGUGUUGGAAGGCCAAGCUGCUGACAUAUACACAAAAAAUAUUUUUUGUGACGUUCAAGCUGAGCUAAUUGGAAUUGCGGAUUGCAUAAAUCAACGUUACGAAGAUCAGCCUGACAGUUGCUUAUGCAGGCGUUUUGAGCAGUUUGGUUUGCUAUGUAGACAUAUAUUCUAUGUUUUGAGAAGUAUGGACAUUAGGGAAUUUCUAAAACAAUACAUUUUGAAUAGAUGGCGCAAAGAGGCUUUUCCAAACUGCUCUCCUGAAUACUCAAUUAGUCAUGAAUAUAUGAUCGAGCUUGAUCCCGAUGUGCAAAGUAUGAUGCGAGAUAUUAUUUUUUCAACGCAGUAUACUUUGAACCGUUUAUCUGGUAAUAAAGAGGAGCUAUCCUUAUACAAGGAUCAUGUUCAAUCUUAUAUGAAGAAGAUUCAAGAUAUGCAGAUUGUUGCCUAG
Helianthus annuus (common sunflower) is the source of this 810-nucleotide messenger RNA. RefSeq names its product protein FAR1-RELATED SEQUENCE 2-like. The record is from RefSeq and is a predicted model, not a curated record. Bases 1 to 810 code for a protein of 269 amino acids. The transcript has 4 exons. Gene Ontology annotation, molecular function: zinc ion binding. NCBI's taxonomy places the organism in Eukaryota, Viridiplantae, Streptophyta, Magnoliopsida, Asterales, Asteraceae. Gene Ontology annotation, biological process: regulation of DNA-templated transcription.